AAACGGCUUCAUCCCGGGCCCCCUCGGCCGCCGACCUCUCCCGGCGGUCGAGGAAAGAUGGUGGGCCGGAACAGCGCCAUCGCCGCCGGCGUGUGCGGGGCCCUCUUCAUCGGCUACUGCAUUCACUUUGACCGCAAGAGACGGCGUGACCCCAACUUCAAGAACUGGCUGCGAGAACGAAGGAAGAAAGAGAAGCUUGCCAAGGAGAGAGCUGGACUGUCCAAGUUACCUGACCUUAAAGACGCGGAGGCUGUUCAGAAGUUCUUCCUUGAAGAAGUCCAGCUGGGGGAAGAGUUACUCGCUCAAGGGGAGUAUGAGAAGAGUGUGGACCACCUGACCAACGCGAUCGCGGUGUGCGGCCAGCCCCAGCAGUUACUGCAGGUGUUACAGCAAACUCUCCCGCCACCAGUGUUCCAGAUGCUUCUGACCAAGCUGCCAACAAUUAGUCAGAGAAUUGUAAGUGCUCAGAGCUUGGCUGAGGAUGAUGUGGAAUGAGAAACAAAUGUCAACAUGAUCUCAAUUAAAAAUAUUUUUAAAAUCUU
Molecule: messenger RNA, 542 nt
Organism: Myotis myotis
Lineage: Eukaryota; Metazoa; Chordata; Mammalia; Chiroptera; Vespertilionidae
Product: mitochondrial import receptor subunit TOM20 homolog
Exons: 1
Coding region: 58-495 (145 amino acids)
Biological process (GO): tRNA import into mitochondrion; protein import into mitochondrial matrix; protein targeting
Cellular component (GO): mitochondrial outer membrane; mitochondrial outer membrane translocase complex
Molecular function (GO): transmembrane protein transporter activity
Source: RefSeq, a predicted model, not a curated record